UAACUCUGUUGGGUAGUUAGUCGCAGGUAAGGGCGAGUAUCUGCUAGGUAACUACCAACGGUGUUCUAUAUGCAUGUCUGAUGAAAAAGAACUCCGCUCCCCGGAGAGAGAUGUGUAUAUUUAAAGCGGGCAUCUUCGUUUAACAUAGAAGCCGUCUCUACUUCUUGCUCUCAAACCACCAGGCCUUGACCCGUUUCCUGCUCAUUAUUAUACUAUACAAUAUGGAGCCUAGUCUGUCCUCUUCUAGCUUUGCCUACGAGACCCUGGUCGAGAAGGCUUACCAUGACUCGACCAAGUCAAGCCCGCUAUCCGUAAGCAACAGCAGCUAUGGCCAUUUGAACCAAGCCAAACAUAUCACGAUGCUGACUCGGCCACAGCUCAAGUCGGCGCUGUCCAAAGCCUGGGAAGCCAUCUCUAUUGCUCACCUCAUCACCGAAAGCAACAUCAAGUCAUACGUCCAGCCCGUGGCGCUCUUCGCCAUCCUGAGUGUCGCCUCCGGCCGCGUCACCACGAACCCCAAUCCCACCUGGGCAGACCUCAUCACCAUCGCUCCGCGCGCCACCCUCUACGUCUGGCUUUUCGUCUUCUACGCCGACUGCAGCAACCAAAAGGACCCUUCCUCCGUAGAAGAGGACCGGCUAAACAAACCAUGGCGGGCCAUCCCCUCCGGCAGACUGACCAUCGAGGGCGCGGAGAAGUUCUACAUCGCCUCGAUCAUCCUGCUGUUACUAUCCAGCGGCUUGUGGCUGGGCGGGUUCCCUGAGGCGGUUAUAUUCUUGGUGGAAAUCUACGUCCAUGACUACGCCAGCGGCAAUAUCUCGUGGUGGUCCAAGAACGCCAUCAACAUCCUGUUCUACCUGACCGCGCAGAUCGGCGCCACCCGAGUCGCUGCCGAGUCGCUGACCUCGAACUCGAUGUCCCGAGCCGGCUACGAGUGGUGUGCGCUGCUUGGCCUCCAAACGUUCACGACGAUCCAGAUCCAGGAUCUGAGAGACCAGGAGGGCGACAGCAUUCGGGGUCGACGUACGAUGCCCAUCGCCAUCGGAGACGUAACCACGCGCUGGAUAACCGCCUUCUUCAUCACCUUCUGGUCGAUUGCCUGCCCGACCUACUGGGAGAUGGAAAUCACCGCGGGCCACGUCCUGCCCCUCCUGAUAGGUGGAGCAGUGUCCGCACACGUUCUGCUGUUCAGAACACCUAAGUCGGAUCGCUUCAGCUUCCACUACUACACUCUUUUAUGGCUCCCCUCUCUAUACGCGAUCCCGUUGCUCAGCCAGUACAAGUUAAUAUAGAGAGAGAGAGAUGCCUUUUUCACAAUUAGUUUUAUAUCCUAGUUUUUUUGUCAAAGCAUCGGAACGACUUGCAUAUCAUCUCAAUGCAGAGACUUGGGGGAGGGAAGAAGGGGUGGGAAUUAAAGGGGUGUUGGAUAGGUUUCUUGGAUAUUGUGAGGAGCCGGUAUGAUUUCCAAGGUGGCUUUUUUUUUUUUUUGUCCUUUUUUGUUAUACUCCAUUUUGUCGCUUGUAAAACACCUUCAUCUUAGAUUUUCUCAACAAAAAGUUUUCAUAUAUUUAGCCACUGCGUUGGCUCGUUAUUCUUAUCUGACUUAGAUCAUACUUAUGUGACUGUGCAAUGAGCUUGAUAAGUAGCUACCUAGUAUAUACACUCUUUAAUACCUACUAAUUUCUACAGCUG
Hypoxylon fragiforme is the source of this 1692-nucleotide messenger RNA. RefSeq lists its product as uncharacterized. The record is from RefSeq and is a predicted model, not a curated record. Gene Ontology annotation, molecular function: transferase activity, transferring alkyl or aryl (other than methyl) groups. Bases 222 to 1292 code for a protein of 356 amino acids. NCBI's taxonomy places the organism in Eukaryota, Fungi, Ascomycota, Sordariomycetes, Xylariales, Hypoxylaceae. Gene Ontology annotation, cellular component: membrane. The transcript has a single exon.